Molecule: messenger RNA, 2115 nt
Organism: Aspergillus sclerotioniger CBS 115572
Lineage: Eukaryota; Fungi; Ascomycota; Eurotiomycetes; Eurotiales; Aspergillaceae
Product: origin recognition complex subunit 4
Exons: 2
Coding region: 1-2115 (704 amino acids)
Biological process (GO): DNA replication initiation; DNA replication
Cellular component (GO): nuclear origin of replication recognition complex; nucleus
Molecular function (GO): DNA replication origin binding; ATP hydrolysis activity
Source: RefSeq, a predicted model, not a curated record
AUGCGCGAUGAGGCUCAAAACGUGCCUGCAUCGCCGCUGGCUGAAGAGAUGAAGGUCGCGUCCCCGGCGGCUGAAGAACCAGAAGCACCCGCCACGUCGAGGUCAAAACGGCGGCGAUCUUCGCAGGGCGCCGUGACUGAGGAGAGCCAGGAGGUGCCUGCUGCAGAGACGCCUUUGAGAGCUGGACUGCGGUCUAGUGGACGACAGCGGAAAGCGCCGCAGAGGUAUGGAGACGAGGUCGUGGACUCGCCCUCGGGAAGAAGAAACGCUUCAACACCGGGUCAGAACGGGUCGGCGCCGAGAAGCGCUCGGAAGGUGAAAUAUGUUUCGGAUACAGAGGGUGAAGAGGAGGACGAAGAAGAAGAGGAGCAAGAAGAGGAAGAGGAGCCGUCACCACAGCCCAAGAGGCGACCGACAAGAACACGGUCGAAGAAGCCCACUGUACGAUUCGAAACAGAUAAUGAGAAAGCGUCGAUGAAACGGGAAGAGUCGCAGCAGCCUCCUACACCAGAUGAUUACCAGGAUGGGCUGGAGGAUCUCGUAUCGAUCCAGCUACAACAGGACCUGGCUAACAAUGAGCUGGUGAGCACGGAUACGUCUACUGUCAGGGGAGGACCGCUUCCGGAGUAUGCCCAAAAGCUCCAGUCACUCGUGCAGGAAGGCUUGACAGAGGAGCUCCGGCUGCUGACAGGGAUAGUUACGGAGAAGCUGAACGGCAAACGACGGGUGCCGCUGAAAGGGCUAGACACGGAGUAUCACAAGGUCAACCAGCUUGUUGAGCAGACCGUCGAAGUUGGAGAAGGCAACUCGAUGCUGCUCCUUGGGUCGCGUGGCAGUGGAAAAACCGCAAUUGUCGAGACAAUCAUCGCAUCGUUGGCAAAGUCGCACAAGAACGACUUCCACGUUGUCCGACUCAAUGGCUUCCUGCAUACGGACGACCGAUUGGCUCUUCGUGAGAUGUGGCGUCAGCUUGGACGUGAGACAAACACCGAAGACGAAGCUGGCAAGGUGAGCAGCUAUGCUGAUACCAUGGCCACCCUCCUUGCUCUCCUGUCGCACCCGGAGGAGCUCUAUGGUCCGUCCAAUGAUUCGGAGACGGCGACCGCCGCCAAGUCGAUUGUCAUCAUCCUGGACGAGUUCGACUUGUUUGUCACCCACCCGCGCCAAACCCUGCUGUACAACCUGUUUGAUAUCGCCCAGGCCCGCAAGGCUCCGAUUGCGGUGAUUGGGAUCACCACCAAGGUGGAUGUGACGGAGAUGCUGGAGAAGCGAGUCAAGAGUCGCUUCAGCCACCGAUACGUCUACGUGCCGCUGCCCCGAUCCCUGGAGACCUUUUCGGACAUCUGCUUCGCGGGGCUAAACCUGGAAGACGGGGAGAUUUCGGAACUGCUGGAUGAGGUCGAUGCCCAAGAGCAUGUCAUCCUUAAGUCCGACAGGUGGACCCGCUUAUUGGAAGGAUGGCGAGCUUAUCUGCAGGCACUCUGGAUCGACGAGGCGUUCGCAUCCCACCUACGACGCAUCUACCACCAAACCAAAUCCGUGAAGAAGUUCUUCACGAGCGCCCUGAUUGGGCUGAGCGACCUCCAUCACAGCACCACCUACCCUGUGACCCCCGAAGGAACGUCCCCCCUGGAGAUCCCAACCGCGAGUACAUUCACCAGUCAGCUUCUGUCCUGCCCUGACCCCGCCCCUCUACCAUUCUCCGCAUCGACCACAACCUCCGCAAGCCCGUCAUCCCUGCCACUAUCGCUCCUCCUCGCGGCGACACGCUUGGCAGCACUGUACGACACAGGGCUCGAGACAAUGCAGCCGCAGAGCACUGCGCCUCUGGCGCUGUCAUUCCCCGCGGCAUACGCCGAAUACGUGCGACUGCUGACGACGGCCAAGACCUCGGCGUCAGUGUCCGGGGCUGCUGUCACCCCGGGACGGGUCUGGGGUCGGGACGUGGCGCGCGAGGCCUGGGAGAAGCUCGUCAGCUGGGGAUUGAUCAGUCCGGUAGGCGGAGGCAGUGGCACGGCAGACGGACGGAUGUUCCGGGUGGAAAUCAGCUUCGACGAGGUGGUCGAGCUGGCCGGGACGGGAGGAUCAUUAGGACGAUGGUGGCGGGAUGGCUGA